Talaromyces stipitatus ATCC 10500 is the source of this 1901-nucleotide messenger RNA. Its product is annotated as t-complex protein 1, eta subunit, putative. The coding region runs from base 159 to 1850 and encodes 563 amino acids. Gene Ontology annotation, biological process: protein folding. NCBI's taxonomy places the organism in Eukaryota, Fungi, Ascomycota, Eurotiomycetes, Eurotiales, Trichocomaceae. The transcript has 6 exons. Gene Ontology annotation, cellular component: chaperonin-containing T-complex. The record is from RefSeq and is a predicted model, not a curated record. Gene Ontology annotation, molecular function: ATP hydrolysis activity; ATP binding; ATP-dependent protein folding chaperone.
GUGAAUUAAAAAGCAACCCCGCGUCGAUUCGACAAGGAAUAACCAGAUCAAGAGCAGUUAUUCUCGAGUUUUUUCAGAUACAUUCAUCUAAUUUGGAAGAUUUUGAACACUUUGAAUUAUCUAAUUUCUUUUUCUCUUAUAAUCCUCACGCACGAACCAUGGCCUUUGCCGGCCAAACACCCACAAUUAUUGUGUUGAAAGAGGGGACGGACGCUUCACAAGGAAAAGGUCAGAUUAUCUCGAAUAUCAAUGCUUGCGUUGCUGUGCAGUCGACCAUCAAGAGCACUCUUGGACCAUACGGCGGUGAUUUGCUUCUUGUCGACUCCAACGGCAAGCAGACAAUCACAAACGAUGGCGCGACUGUAAUGAAGUUACUGGAUAUCGUCCACCCCGCAGCUCGUAUCCUUACCGAUAUUGCUCGCUCGCAAGACGCUGAAGUUGGCGAUGGUACCACGUCGGUUGUUGUUUUGGCCGGAGAGAUUUUGAAAGAGGUUCGGGAUUCUGUUGAGCAAGGUGUUAGCACGCAAACGAUUAUCAAGGGCCUUCGACGAGCAAGUGUUAUGGCGGUCAACAAGAUUAAGGAGAUUUCGGUCGAUAUGUUGGAAGCUUCCGGUAGCGAGGAGAAGAAGAUUGAGACUCUUAGACGUCUUGCUGGUACGGCGAUGAACAGUAAAUUGAUCAAGAGGAAUUCGGAUUUUUUCACAAAGAUGGUCGUCGACGCUGUCUUGUCCCUUGAUCAGGAGGAUCUCAAUGAAAGACUUAUCGGUAUCAAGAAGGUUCACGGUGGUGCUCUUCAAGAUUCGCUCUUUGUGGAUGGCGUCGCUUUCAAAAAAACAUUUUCGUACGCCGGUUUCGAACAACAGCCCAAAUCCUUCAAGAACCCCAAGAUUGUCUGCUUAAACGUCGAAUUGGAACUCAAGAGCGAAAAGGACAAUGCCGAAGUGCGGGUUGAGCAGGUCUCUGAAUACCAGGCUAUCGUGGAUGCGGAGUGGCAGAUUAUCUACAAUAAAUUGGAGGCUCUAUACAAGACUGGUGCAAAGGUUGUCCUAAGCAAAUUACCUAUUGGUGAUUUGGCUACACAAUACUUUGCCGACCGUGAUAUAUUCUGUGCCGGCCGUGUUGCUUCUGAGGAUAUGGAGCGUGUUUGCCAGGCUACCGGUGCUUCAGUACAGUCCACUUGCUCCGACAUCCAGGAACGCCAUCUCGGUACUUGCGGUGCCUUUGAGGAGCGACAGAUUGGCGGAGAGCGCUUCAACUUCUUUUCACAAUGCCCAGCUGCCAAGACAUGUACCCUCGUCUUGCGUGGUGGUGCAGAACAAUUCAUUGCCGAAGUUGAGCGAAGCUUGCACGAUGCCAUCAUGAUCGUCAAACGAGCGAUCCGCAAUCCAACCAUCGUCGCCGGCGGUGGUGCCUGCGAGAUGGAAUUGUCUGGAUACCUCCACGGCUUUGCUGAUCGCAACGUUCCUCACAAACAGCAAGCUGUUGUAAAGGCAUUCGCCAAGGCCCUCGAGGUGAUUCCUCGACAGCUGUGUGACAACGGCGGCUUUGACGCUACCGACAUUCUGAACCGAUUGCGCACUGAGCACCGAAAGGGUAAUGUCUGGGCUGGUGUAGACUUUGAUCAUGAAGGGAUCCGGGAUAAUAUGGAGGCUUUUGUCUGGGAGCCGAGUUUGGUGAAGGUCAAUGCUAUCCAGGCUGCUGUUGAGGCUGCUUGUUUGAUUUUGAGUGUUGAUGAGACCAUUAAAAACGAAGAAUCUGCCCAACCUCAGGCUCCCCAGAGAGGUCUACCGCCCGGUGCAGCUCAACGGGCUCUUCGCGGCGGACGUGGACGAGGCAUGCCCAGGCGGUGAGUUUAAAAACGACACAACAUCCAUAUACAAAAGAAACGCGGAAAAAUGGUA